UUAUCACCAGACUCUCCAUCAUCGUCACCUUCAGCACCAUCUUCACCAUCACCAGACUCACAAUCACCCUCAUCAUCCUCACCUUCAUCCUCAUCAUCCUCACCUUCACCAACACCAGACUCUUCAUCACCUUCAUCAUCCUCACCUUCAGCACCAUCACCAGACUCUCCAUCACUCUCAUCAUCCUCACCUUCACCCUCAUCAUCUUCACCAUCACCAGACUCACAAUCACCCUCAUCAUCCUACUCUUCAUCAUCCUCACCUUCAGCAUCAUCAUCUUCACCAUCACCAGACUCACAAUCACCCUCAUCAUCCUCACCUUUGGCAUCAUCAUCUUCACCAUCACCAGACUCUCCAUCAUCCUCACCUUCAGCAUCAUUAUCUUUACCAUCACCAGACUCUCCAUCAUCUUCAUCAUCCUCACCUUCACCAUCACCAGACUCUCCAUCAUCCUCAUCAUCCUCACCUUCACCAACACCAGACUCUUCAUCACCUUCAUCAUCCUCACCUUCAGCACCAUCACCAGACUCUCCAUCACUCUCAUCAUCCUCACCUUCACCCUCAUCAUCUUCACCAUCACCAGACUCACAAUCACCCUCAUCAUCCUCACCUUUGGCAUCAUCAUCUUCACCAUCACCAGACUCUCCAUCAUCCUCACCUUCAGCAUCAUUAUCUUCACCAUCACCAGACUCUCCAUCAUCGUCACCUUCAGCACCAUCUUCACCAUCACCAGACUCACAAUCACCCUCAUCAUCCUCACCUUCAUCCUCAUCAUCUUCACUAUCACCAGACUCUCCAUCACCCUCAUCAUCCUCACCUUCAGCACCAUCAUCUUCGCCAUCACCAGACUCUCCAUCACCCUCAUCAUCCUCACCUUCACCCUCAUCAUCUUCACCAUCACCAGACUCACAAUCACCCUCAUCAUCCUCACCUUCAGCAUCACCAGACUCUCCAUCAUCUUCUUCAGCACCAUCCUUCUCUCUAUUGCCAGACUCUCCAUCAUCCUCAUCAUCCUCACCUUCACCAACACCAGACUCUUCAUCACCUUCAUCAUCCUCACCUUCAGCACCAUCAUCUUCACCAUCACCAGACUCUCCAUCACUCUCAUCAUCCUCACCUUCACCCUCAUCAUCUUCACCAUCACCAGACUCACAAUCACCCUCAUCAUCCUCACCUUCAGCAUCACCAGACUCUCGUUCAUCUUCUUCAGCACCAUCAUUCUCUCUAUUGCCAGACUCUCCAUCAUCCUCAUCAUCCUCACCUUCACCAACAUCAGACUCUUCAUCACCUUCAUCAUCCUCACCUUCACCCUCAUCAUCUUCACCAUCACCAGACUCACAAUCACCCUCAUCAUCCUCACCUUCAGCAUUACCAGACUCUCGUUCAUCUUCUUCAGCACCAUCAUUCUCUCUAUUGCCAGACUCUCCAUCAUCCUCAUCAUCCUCACCUUCACCAACAUCAGACUCUUCAUCACCUUCAUCAUCCUCACCUUCAGCACCAUCAUCUUCACCAUCACCAGACUCUCCAUCAUCAUCUUCAGCACCAUCAUCCUCUCUAUUGCCAGACUCUCCAUCAUCCUCACCUUCAGCACCAUCAUCUUCAUCAUCACCAGACUCUCCAUCACCCUCAUCAACCUCACCUUCAGCAUCAUCAUCUUCACCAUCACCAGACUCACAAUCACCCUCAUCAUCCUCACCUUCAGCAUCAUUGUCUUCACCAUCACCAGACUCUCCAUCAUCCUCAUCAUCUUCACCAUCACCAGACUCUUCAUCAUCAUCAUCAGCACCAUCAUCCUCUCUAUUGCCAGACUCUCCAUCAUCCUCACCUUCAGCAUCAUCAUCUUCACCAUCACCAGACUCUCCAUCAUCCUCACCUUCAGCACCAUCAUCCUCACCUUCACCACACUCUCCACCAUUCUCACCUUCAGCAUCAUCAUCUUCACCAUCACCAGACUCACAAUCACCUUCAUUAUUCUCACCUUCAGCAUCAUCAUCUUCACCAUCACCAGACUCUCCAACAUCCUCAUCAUCUUCACCAUCACCAGACUCUCAAUCAUCUUCUUCAGCACCAUCAUCCUCUUUAUUGCCAGACUCUCCAUCAUCCUCAUCCUCCUCACCUUCAGCACCAUCAUCUUCACCAUCACCAGACUCUCCAUCAUCCUCAGUAUCCUCAUCUUCAGCACCAUCAUCUUUACCAUCACCAGACUCUCCAUCAUCCUCAGUAUCCUCAUCUUCAGCACCAUCAUCUUUACCAUCACCAGACUCUCCAUCAUCCUCAUCAUCCUCUCCUUCACCCUCAUCAUCUUCACCAUCACCAGACUCACAAUCACCCUCAUCAUCCUUACCUUCAGCACCAUCAUCUUCACCAUCACCAGACUCUCCAUCAUCUUCACCAUCACCAGACUCUCCAUCAUCAUCUUCAGCACAAUCAUCCUCUCUAUUGCCAGACUCUCUAUCAUCCUCAUUAUCCUCACCUUCAGCACCAUCAUCUUCACCAUCACCAGACUCUCCAGCAUCAUCUUCAGCACCAUCAUCCUCUCUAUUGCCAGACUCUCAAUCAUCCUCACCUUCAGCAUCAUCAUCUUCACCAUCACCAGACUCUCCAUCAUCCUCAUCAUCCUCACCUUCACCCUCAUCAUCUUCACCAUCACCAGACUCUCCAUCAUCCUCACCUCCACCCUCAUCAUCUCCACCAUCACCAGACUUACCAUCACCCUCAUCAUCCUCACCUUCAGCAUCAUCAUCUUCACCAUCACCAGACUCUCAAUCAUCAUCUUCAGCACCAUCAUCCUCACCUUCACCAGACUCUCCACCAUCCUCACCUUCAGCAUCAUCAUCUUCACCAUCACCAGACUCUCCAUCAUCCUCACCUUCACCCUCAUCAUCUCCACCAUCACCAGACUUACCAUCACCCUCAUCAUCCUCACCUUCAGCAUCAUCAUCUUCACCGUCACCAGACUCUCAAUCAUCAUCUUCAGCACCAUCAUCCUCACCUUCACCACACUCUCCACCAUUCUCACCUUCAGCAUCAUCAUCUUCACCAUCACCAGACUCACAAUCACCUUCAUUAUUCUCACCUUCAGCAUCAUCAUCUUCACCAUCACCAGACUCUCCAACAUCCUCAUCAUCUUCACCAUCACCAGACUCUCAAUCAUCUUCUUCAGCACCAUCAUCCUCUUUAUUGCCAGACUCUCCAUCAUCCUCAUCCUCCUCACCUUCAGCACCAUCAUCUUCACCAUCACCAGACUCUCCAUCAUCCUCAGUAUCCUCAUCUUCAGCACCAUCAUCUUUACCAUCACCAGACUCUCCAUCAUCCUCAGUAUCCUCAUCUUCAGCACCAUCAUCUUUACCAUCACCAGACUCUCCAUCAUCCUCAUCAUCCUCUCCUUCACCCUCAUCAUCUUCACCAUCACCAGACUCACAAUCACCCUCAUCAUCCUCACCUUCAGCACCAUCAUCUUCACCAUCACCAGACUCUCCAUCAUCUUCACCAUCACCAGACUCUCCAUCAUCAUCUUCAGCACAAUCAUCCUCUCUAUUGCCAGACUCUCUAUCAUCCUCAUUAUCCUCACCUUCAGCACCAUCAUCUUCACCAUCACCAGACUCUCCAGCAUCAUCUUCAGCACCAUCAUCCUCUCUAUUGCCAGACUCUCCAUCAUCCUCACCUUCAGCAUCAUCAUCUUCACCAUCACCAGACUCUCCAUCAUCCUCAUCAUCCUCACCUUCACCCUCAUCAUCUCCACCAUCACCAGACUCUCCAUCAUCCUCACCUCCACCCUCAUCAUCUCCACCAUCACCAGACUUACCAUCACCCUCAUCAUCCUCACCUUUAGCAUCAUCAUCUUCACCAUCACCAGACUCUCAAUCAUCAUCUUCAGCACCAUCAUCCUCACCUUCACCAGACUCUCCACCAUCCUCACCUUCAGCACCAUCAUCUUCACCAUCACCAGACUCUCCAUCAUCCUCACCUUCACCCUCAUCAUCUCCACCAUCACCAGACUUACCAUCACCCUCAUCAUCCUCACCUUCAGCAUCAUCAUCUUCACCGUCACCAGACUCUCAAUCAUCAUCUUCAGCACCAUCAUCCUCACCUUCACCACACUCUCCACCAUUCUCACCUUCAGCAUCAUCAUCUUCACCAUCACCAGACUCUCCAUCAACCUCACCUUCAGCACCAUCAUCCUCACCAUCACCAGAUUCUCCAUCAUCCUCACUUUCAGCACCAUCAUCCUCACCAUCACCAGACUCUCCAUCACCCUCUUCAUCCUCACCUUCAGCAUCAUCAUCUUCACCAUCACCAGACUCCCCAUCAUCCUCACCAUCAUUAGACUCUCCAUCAUUCUCAUCUUCAGCACCAUCAUUCUCUCUAUCGCCAGUCUCUCCAUCAUCAUCUUCGCCACCAUCAUCCUCUCUAUUGCCAGAAUCUCCAUCAUCUUCACCUUCAGCACCAUCAUCUUCACCAUCACCAGACUCUCCAUCAUCAUCUUUAGCACCAUCAUCAUCCUCACCUUCAGCACCAUCAUCCUCACCAUCACCAGACUCUCCAUCAUCCUCACUAUCACAAGACUCAACAUCAUUCUCACCUUCAGCACCAAACUCUCCAUCACCCUCAUCAUCCUCACCUUCAGCAACAUCCUCCUCACCUUCACAAGACUCUCCAUCAUCCUCAUCUUCAGCACCAUCAUCCUCUCCAUUGACAGCCUUUCCAUCAUACUCAUCACACUCAUCUUCAGCACCAUCAUCCUCUACAUCGAUAGACUUUCCAUCACCAUCUUCAGCACCAUCAUCCUCACCUUCACCAGACUCUCUAUCACCUUCAGCAUCAUCAUCAUCCCCAUCAACUUUACACCCAGAUACUCCAUUAUUCUCAUCUUUAGGAUCAUCAUCAUCCUCACCCUCAACAUCAUCAUCAGCAGACUCACUAUCAUCCACUUAUUCAUCAUCAUUAUCUUCACCUUCAUCACCAGACUUGCAAAGAUCCUUACCUUCAUCAUCCUCACCAAACUCUCCAUCAUUACCAGACUCACCUUCAUCACCAAACUCUCCAUCAUUACCAGACUCACCAUCAUCACCAAACUCUCCAUCAUCACCAGACUCACCAUCAUCACCAAACUCUCCAUCAUCACCAGACUCACCAUCAUCCUCACCCUCGACAUUAUCAUCGUCCUUACCAUCCUCAUCAUCAGACUCGCCGUCAUCCUCAGCUUCACCAACCUUACCCUCAUUAUCCUCCACACCAUCAGCAUCAUCAUCCUCACUAUCAUCACCAGACUCUCUAUCAUUCUCACCUUCGACAUCAUCUUCCUCACUUUCAGCAUCAACAUCCUCAACAUCAUCAUCACCAGAUUCUCAAUCAUCCUCACCUUCAGCAUCUUCAUCAUCAUCUGACUCUCCAUUAUCCUUUUCAUCCUCACAUUCAUCAUCAACCUCCCAAUCAUAUGAAUCAUCAUCAUCAUCAUCAUCAUCAUCUGUAGAUAAGAAGAAAAUGACCACAGGUCUGCGUGUGUAUGUGCGCUCCAGGACUAAUGUGGAAGCAACACUACAGGUUUUGCGAAGUCCCAGUGUUCAGAACCUCCAUUGCUCUGCUGUGCUGGACGAAAUGAUCAAUGCCUCAGAGGGUGUUUUUGUGACGAAUUCCUCACAAUCGACCGUAGCACCUUCUUCAGAAACAUCUUUUCCAACUUCACUACCAUCUUCAUCAUUACCUUCAUUACCAGUAACAGCACAAACUUCACCACCUCCAUUAUCAAUCUCACCACCACCACCUUCAGCAUCCUCAAUUUCAUUUGCAAACUCUUCAUCAUCGCCACCUUCAUCCACAUCAUCACUAACUUCAUCAACCUCACCAUCAUCUUCAGCAUCGUCAACAUCUUUCCCAAACUCGUCAUCAUCACAAUCACCAUUUUUACCAACGUCAUCACCUUCACUACCACCAACCUCACCACCAUCUUCAGUAUCCUCAACAUCAUUUCCAACCUCAUCAUCUACCUCACCACCAACUUCAGCAUCCUCAGCAUCAUCACCAUUUUUACCAACAUUAUCACCAAAUUCUCCACCUUUACCACCACCAACCUCACCACCACCUUCAUCAUCCUCAACAUCACCACCUUCAUCAUAUAUACGAACACCACCACCUUCACCACCUUUACCACCACCAACCUCAACACCAUCUUCAACGUCCUCAACAUCAUUUCCAACCUCAUCAUCAUCACCUCAAUCUACACCACCUUUAUCCUCAUCAACCUCACCAUCAUCUUCAGCAUCCUCAACAUCAUUUCCAACCUCAUCAUCAUCACAAUCACCAUUUUUACCAACCUCAUUUCCAACCAUCCUCAGCAUCAUUUACAACCUCAUCACCAUUUUUAUCAACAUCAUCACCAACUUCUUCAGCAUUAUUUACAAGCUCAUCACCAUCUUUACCAACAUCUUCAAUGUCGUCAACGUCAUUUCCAAACUCAUCACCACAAUCUUCACCACCUUUAUCUUCAUCACCAUCACCAACUUCAUCAUCAUCAUCAACCUCAACAUUAUCUUCAGCAUCCUCAACAUCAUUCCCAACCUCAUCAUCAUCAUCAUCACAAUCACCAUUUUUACCAACAUCAUCACCAACAUCCCGACCUUUACUACCACCAACCUCACCACCAUCUUCAACGUCUUCAACAUUAUUUUCAACCUCAUCCUCACCACCACCUUCUCAACCUCAGCACCAUCUUCAACAUCAUGUACAACCUCGUCAUCACAACCUUCAUCAUCAUCAAGCUCACCACCAACUUCAGCAUCAUUUACAACCUCAUCACCACCAACACUACUUUUACCGAAAUCAACUUCACCACCACCGAUGUUCUCAACAUCAUUUCCAACAUCAUCAUCACCACAAUCUUCACCGCCUUUGUCAUCAUCAACUUCACCACUAUCUUCAACAUCCUUAACAUCCUUUCCAACAUCAAUUCAAACCUCAUCAUCAUCAUCAUCAUCAUCAUCAUCAUCAUCAACAUCAACAUCCCAAAAAGAAAAUAUCAGAGCCUUCAUCCAAGUGCAUAUUCACUCCACAGACAACGAAGAGGCGGCGAUGAAGGCUGUGCAGACUUCUAUUCUCCAGCUGAUGAAGAGACAGGGAUGUGAAAACUGCAGUGUACGAGUGCUACAAAUCAACAAGAAAAAGAACUGA
Molecule: messenger RNA, 7167 nt
Organism: Danio aesculapii
Lineage: Eukaryota; Metazoa; Chordata; Actinopteri; Cypriniformes; Danionidae
Product: mucin-2-like
Exons: 8
Source: RefSeq, a predicted model, not a curated record